UGCGCACGUAGGCCGCAACGCGAGAAAGCGGAGAACGCACGCGCAGUACAAAGAAAGGGGCGGAAAAUCGUCUGAUUAAUCAAACAAACAAAAAAUUUAACCGAGGCCACGCAGGCUAAAAAAGAACCUUUUUUUUUGGUUGGCAUGCAGAAGGGGAAAAGAAGAGAGAGCAAGCGCAUGCGCCCUUACGACGGCGCCUGCCUCUCGCCGCUCUCCCUCCUCAACGGGCUUGUUAUGCCACCGCGCCUGCGCAGCAGCCGCCCCCGCGAGACUGCGCUUGCGCGUUAGCGGUUGUAGAGCUGCUGUGGUAGCGGCGGUGGGAGUACUGUUUCACGGCGCAGGCGCGGGAGCGCGGGGCUUGGACUGCAGGGGUGUAGGCCCUCCGCUGAGGGGAGUUGAGAGUCGGGAGGAGGAAGACAGAGAGAGAGAGAAAAAGAGCGUGCGAGAGUACCGCGCAGGCGCAGUCCCGCCAGAGCGCCUUUCGUCCGAUUAACUCCUCUUCUCCCCCCUCCCUCCUCCCCCCUCUGCCCCCCUCAUCCGCGGAGCGCGCGCGCCAUGGACGUGAAGCGGCUGAAGGUGACGGAGCUGCGGGCCGAGCUCGGGCGGCGAGGCCUGGAUUCGCGCGGCUUGAAACUGGAGCUGGCCCAGCGGCUCCAGGAGGCCUUGGACGCCGAGAUGUUGGCCGCCGGGCCUGAGGAGGCCGGGACGGAGCCGGGAGCUGCGGCGGCGGCCGCCGGGCAGAGUCUCAGCAGGGCCCGCUUGGGAGGCGGCGGCGGCGGCGAAAACAACGAGGAGGACGAGGACGAAGAAGAAGAGGAGGAGGAGGAGGAGGACGAGGAAGCGCUGCUGGCCGACGAGGAGGAGCAGCAGCGAGAGGCGGCGGCUGCAGGCGGCAGCCAGGCCCAGCAGCCUCAGCAGGCCGGCGAGCAAGGCGAAGGCCAGGCCCAGCAGCCUCAGCCAGGCGGCGGAGUCAACGGCGCUCAGCGGCCUUCGGAGGAGGAAGGAGGCGGCGGCGGCGAGGAAGCGGCUGGCGGCGCUGAGGCCAAGCAGGGCGGCGAGCAGGAGGCAAAUGAAGAUGAUGAGAAAGCAAAGCAGGCUGGGCCAGAUGGAGAACGCCACGGACUGAAAAGACAACGGGAUGAGAAGGAAGAGCACGGCCGUGCUUAUUACGAGUUCCGAGAGGAAGCACACAAUAGCCGAUCCAAGUCUCCACCGCCACCAGAAGAGGAGCCUAGAGAAGAGGAUGAUGAAAAUACCGUAAUCCUGGACACAUAUACGUCUGAUCUCCACUUCAGAGCCACCAAGGACCGCUAUGGAGGGCAGCCUCUGUUCUCUGAGAAGUUCCCCAAUCUCUGGUCAGGGGCCAGAAGCACACACGGAGUGAAACAAGGGAAGGUCUGCUUUGAAGCAAAGGUAGUACAAAACCUCCCACUGAAGGAAGGCUCCACAGAGAACCAGCUGCUUCGUGUUGGAUGGUCUGUGGAUCUCUCUCGUUCACAGCUAGGUGAGGAUGAGUUUUCUUAUGGCUACGAUGGACGAGGGUUGAAGGCUGAAAAUGGGCAAUUCGAAGAAUUUGGUCAGCCCUUUGGGGAGAAUGAUGUGAUCGGUUGCUUUGCUAACUUUGAAAGUGAAGAGGUGGAGCUGUCCUUCUCCAAGAAUGGGGAGGACCUGGGUGUGGCCUUCCAGAUCAGCAAGGAAUUGCUUGGCGACAGAGCUUUGCUGCCACACGUGCUGUGCAAAAACUGUGUUGUGGAGCUGAACUUUGGCCAGAAGGAAGAACCUUUUUUCCCAGUUCCGGAGGACUUUGUGUUCAUUUAUGCUGUCCCCGUUGAGGAUCGAGUACGCACUCCCCUGCCGCCGAAAACCCCUGGGGAGUGUGAGGUGCUCCUUAUGGUCGGGCUGCCAGGAUGCGGGAAAACCCACUGGGCACAAAAGCACACCCAGGAGAAUCAAGAUAAGCGCUACAACAUCUUGGGGACAGACACUGUUCUCUACCAAAUGAAGACAAAGGGCACUGAAGUUGAAGAGGUACUGGACACUGCAGCUCGAGAUCAGCUGCUUCAGCAAGCUGCCCGUUGUGUUAGCAAGCUGGUCCAGAUUGCACCCAGGACCAAGAGAAACUUUAUUCUUGAUCAGUGUAACGUGUACAAUUCUGGCCAACGGCGGAAGCUGCUCCCUUUCAAGGGGUUCAUGCGCAAGGUGAUCGUGUUGGUCCCCGCUGAAGAAGACUGGGAGGAUAGGCUGGAGCAGCGGGAGGAAGCUGAAGGGGAAGAGGUGCCUGAGUCAGUGAUGCUGGAAAUGAAAGCCAACUUCUCUCUUCCGGAGAAGUGUGAUUUCAUAGAUGAAGUCCUGUACCAAGAGCUUGCAAAGGAGGAGGCCCAGCCCAUCGUCACCAAAUACAAGGAAGAGGCCAGGAAACUGCUCCCACCCUCUGAGAAGCGGACGAACCGGCGUAACAACCGCAACAAGCGCAACCGCCAGAACCGCAACCGCGGCCAGGGAUAUGCUCAGCCCAGGCAUCCAAGUAUGCAGCACCCUCCCGGGCUGCUGUUUGGUGGCCAGCGCCGAGGAGGCUACAACAAUCGGGCUUAUGGACAGCAGCAGCAGCAGCAGCAAUACUGGGGACAGCCUGGAAACAGAGGGGGUUAUCGUAACUUCUACGACAGAUACAGGGGAGACUACAACCGGUUCUAUGGCCGUGAUUAUGAAUACAACAGAUACAGAGACUACUACAGGGACUACAAUCGAGAGUGGCAGAACUACUACCAAGACAGAGACCGAUACUACAGGAACUACUAUGGAGGAGGAGGAGGAGGAGGAGGAGGAGGAGGAGGAUAUCAGGGGUACCGGUGAAACCCCACCAUCUUCACCCUUCAGCCAAGCAGCAAGGCUCUAUUGGGGGGGGCUGUCCAUCACUUCCCAAGACACAACAUAACUGAAGAGGAGGCUGUUGGGGAGAGUGGCAGCAGGGUUGAGGGGGUGGGAGGGGAAGUGGUUAAAAAAAAAAGAAAUUGUAAAUUUUUUUUAAAGUUUGUUGAAAAGAAUAUUGUCUUAUUCUAUAAAAAAAGGAAAAAAACAUUUCAAACCUAGUUUAGACAUUUGUAAUCAAAAUUGUUUGCGCAAAAGAGGAGAGCAGCACUUAGCGCUGCCUAUGAUUGGGCAGGAAAAUGUGACAUCAUAGAGCAGCUGGCCUGGCAGCUGGAUGGGAAGGGAGGGGCAGGGCUUGCAAGGUGAGGGGGAGGCACAAAUGAGGGCAUGCAGGGAUAAAUGGAUGGCUAUUGGAGGGGAGGGUGGCAGGGAUACAUCUUUUGGCUUCUCCUAACUCAUGCAGCAAACAACACUUCCUUAGCGUCGUCAUUCACCACUCUGCUUUUUCCAGGGCAGGGGGGAGGGCCUUCACGGUGUUCCUUUGUCCCUCCCUUUCAGAGUUUGGCCGAUAUUUUCAGACAGUGAAUUGCCAGGAGGCCUGUUUUGACCUUGUGUAUCCCAGGCCAGAGGCUUCUUUGGAGCUGCUUCCCAUUUUCUCCAGGCAUCUCACCUCAAAAUCUUAGUAAAAUGUUUGCAAAACAUCUGAUGGAAGAAAGUGCUGGAACUUGAAUUUACCAAGUUCACCAGUUCUUCCCUGGCCAAAGCAGACUUGCCUCAGGUGCCCUUCCUGCACCCUCCUUCCUUUCUGCGCAAGGCUUCGUUGGCCCUCCUUUGUCGUCUCUAUAUAGUCUCUGUCCUCUUUUUUCUUUUUCUUUUCCCCCCCUUAAGUGGAGUGGAAGGAUCAUUCUCAGGGUUUCCGCAGGAUCUUCUCAUUUUUAGCACCUAAAAUGUGUAUAUAAGCAAAACUGUGCAAGCAUGUAACUGUCACCUUUUGAGGAGCUUAGUGCUGCAAAUACCAACUGCUUUUAUACAGUCAGUGCAGAGUGGGGGUGGGGCACAAAUCAUUCUGUCCUUGUGGUUUUGAUAAACUGGUAGCCUCUGUGUAUAUAGGAACAUUGGGAGGAGAGGGUCUGUGCUUGUGGGGUGGGAGGGGCAAGAGAUGUGUGCGCAUGUCCCUUAACUUGGAAAAAAAAAUGUUGGCUUCUUGAUCCUGGCCCUUCAGUGAAGCUUGAUUAUUUUCAGAUCCUAGAGGCUUCUGUUGAAAUGCUUCCUCUGUGGGGUUUUUUAAACUGGUGUGCCUAGCUAAAAUGCUUCCCCCAGCUAUACUUUUUAAGCAUCUUUUUCAGAGUUUGUCCAGCUGUGCAGAUGGAAGAAAAUUUUAUCCUGUGCAGGUUUAGUGGCUGGUGUUCUUUUUGGGGGGCGGGAGAUUUGUGUGUAUUUCAGGCAGAUCCGUUCCCCAUCCUACUAAACAGUAAUUUUGCUUCCUCCUAAGCUUUCUUCCAGAGAAACGGGGCUUUCUUACAACAGGAUGCUCUUCCUCCUUAAGACAUGAAUUGCAUAAUUUCCCCCUAAAUUUCUUGGUCCCACCUGUCUCUGGCUUAACUAAAUUAUGUCUGAUUCGCAGACACAGGGAUUGAAAAUUUGCCUAUCUUCCUUGUGAUUCACUGUUUGAAAUUCAAACUUUUAAUUUUUUUUCUUUUUUUAAAACGAGUUUAAUUUUUUAAAAGGAUACACAAAAAUGGUCUUGUCAGCCUUUGCAAGCAGCUCUCGUCUCCAUCCCCAUAAAGAAUACUCAUUCCUGCAUCCCAGCCAGACAAAAAAGAGUUUUUUGGGGGGCAGCCUACCAAGUCAUUAGAAAAAGAGGCUGAUGUGGGUGGGGGAGCAUGGAGGGGGAGGGCAGCAGCUAUCUCCUAGCUCUCUUGCCCUUUUUUCAAAACAUAGGAGUUAGAGAGAAGCAGGAUUCUUCUAUCUCCGUGCAUGUGUGUAUUCAGAAUGUGUGGUUGUGUGACAACUGUUUUUAUAACAAAAGUUAAUUGGUAUUUUAAAUGCUUCAGGCCACUAGAAAAUAUUCUUCUGGGGAAGAAGGGGUUGUGUGAGUGUGUGUGAGAGAGCGUGCGCGCAAAUAAGUUCAAUAGCUGAACACUCGCAUGGGAGCGUGAUAGUUUGAUGCUAUGGAAAGGUGGUUUUGGGCGUCAUUACCAGCAUAUGGAGUGCCAGCGACCUUCAUGAAAGUGAGAAGGUCCUCGGUCACGCCUCUCUUGGGGGGGAAUCACAGGACUAAGGUGGGACAGGUGCUGAGGCCCAGUUAAGCUUCAGAACCUUUUGAGAAGUUGCAGUUGCUGUUAAAUGGAAUAGCUUUUUGGAGCUACAAGCCGUUUUAAAAUGGGAUUUAAAAAGAAAGACUCCCUUGUCUUUCUGUGUGCGUGUUGGGGGAAUGAAUAAAACUGCCGCAUCCUAGACCAUCAGACCGAGAGAUCUUAGCAACUUUAGUAGAUGUCUUCUUUUUUUUCUGCACAUUUUUGUAAAAAAAAAGGAAAGGAAAAAAAUUAAAUGGUAAAAACUAAAAAAAAAUUGGAAAAAAAUUCAGCCUGUUUAAAAUCUGUUAGUGUUUUUCAUGAUUGUAUGUCUUAGUUGCUGUAGAUGGAAAGCUCGAGCAAAACAGAGGCUGUAAAUGUUUUUACAAACUGUAAAACGUUUAAGUGGCCAGUAAAAGAAAAAAAGGGUUUUGCCAUUGAACAUGUAACUGUGUGGUUGUUUACAUCUGUAACUUUCUUUCCUUAACAAUUCUGGCAUAUGUAGGUUGAAAAACUUCCCUUUUUAGAAUAAAUAAUCAUUCGCUUGACUCAACAUCUUUCCGUCGCUGCGCUGACUUCUUAGGUGUUGUCAUUUAAUGCUUUUGGCUCAUUUGUUUUCCCUCCCCCAAUAAAAAAAGCUCAAAGACCAA
Molecule: messenger RNA, 5812 nt
Organism: Rhineura floridana
Lineage: Eukaryota; Metazoa; Chordata; Lepidosauria; Squamata; Rhineuridae
Gene: HNRNPUL2
Product: heterogeneous nuclear ribonucleoprotein U like 2
Exons: 15
Coding region: 556-2853 (765 amino acids)
Cellular component (GO): membrane
Molecular function (GO): protein binding
Source: RefSeq, a predicted model, not a curated record